AAACACCGCUGUCAACUAUGGAACAAUCCCGUAGAAAGGGGCGUUUCAUAAAGUCUACCAAGUUUAAACAUUAUAAAAGCGUCACAGAAGCACAGAGACAGCGGUGGCAAAAAGAAGAUUUGAUUCUGCAUCACAGUUAUUCUUAUUCUGAGAAUUCCGAUAGCGAUAGGCCAAAGGAAAACACCUGUGAUACUGUGUGCAGUACAGUUGACGGCGCAUCUUUACCUGACGUCGCUUCGUUUGAUGUUGUAUGCAGUGAGCAUGAAAAAAACAAUCCUAGACUGGACAAAGACUGGAGGACAGGACGUAGAAUUAUCGAGCUAGGGGUGCUGGCCGAUGGACUUUCAGGGUGUAAGAAGUGUGGUCUACCCCUUCAACUGUCGCAUUGCAUGGGGAUUAUUACAUUUGGACUUGCAGCUAUGCUCAAGAUACCAUGCAUGAAUACCCAGUGCCAGUUUAUAAAUAAUGUGCCUACUGGAAAGCGACACAAUAAAGUCUGGGAUGCUAACAGCAAGCUAGCGGCAGCUGUCCAACAUACUGGCAUUGGUUAUGAUCAAAUCAGUGGAAUACUUGCUGAAUUAAAUGUCCCACCAGUCAGUAGAACAUUACUGAGUAGCAGACAGGAAGAGGUUGGAUCUGCCACAGAGUCAGUUGCAACAGAAACAAUUCAGGAAGCUCUUGAACAGGAAGUCUUGACAACAUCUAUGAGCAAUCAAUCUCCCUCCAUUACUGUGAGUGUAGAUGGAGCAUGGCAGAAGCGAGGAAGUGGGAGGUCAUAUGACAGCUUAACUGGACACUGCUCAAUGAUAGGAAGCCAGACGGGAAAAAUUGUGGGUUAUAGCUUUAGGAAUAAAUCCUGUAGAAUUUGUGAAAGAGCAGAAAAAAACAACCAAGCCCCUGUUCCACAUGGAUGCAAAAGGAACUGGACAGGUAGCUCUAAGUCUAUGGAAUCCGACAUGGUGGUGGAGAUGGUUAAAUCAACAAUAAAGAAGGGAAUUAAAGUAGAGGCACUAGUUGGGGAUGACGACACAACUACUAUGUCAAGAAUUCACAGAGAGAUAGACCCUAGCAUUAAAAAACACUCUGACAAAAAUCAUAUCAAAAAGAAUAUAUCAAAUUCACUCUAUAAUCUGCAAAAGAAACAUAACAAUUUAUCAUCAAAAGUUAUAAAAUACAUUCAAAAGUCUUUUAACUAUAUGAUCUCUCAAAACCAGGGAAACCCCACUGGGAUCGAGAAAGGCCUUGAUGCCCUGGCCCUUCACCCAUUCAAUGACCAUAGCCAGUGCAGCGAAGUAUGGUGCCACCACAAAAGAAAUUUGAAGAAAAAGUACAAUUCACUACCGUAUGGCCGUCCUCUAGAAAGUGAGAACCUAAAACAAGAUCUUUUGGGCAUUUUCAACAGACUGAAGAAGCAUACCACCAACCUUGCUAAUCUGGGAAGCACACAAGCAAACGAAAGUUUCAACAAGACUGUGGCUUCCAAGGCACCCAAAUCCCGCCUCUUCAGUCGUACCAUUGGCUACAGAGUGGCAGCUAGUGUAGCCCAGAAAAACAUAGGGCAAAGCUAUUUGGUUGAGGUGAACAAAAGAAUGGGAUUAUCACCAGGAGGACACACCAAAAAAUUGGCUGCAAAAAAGGACUCGACUGCUUGUCGGAAAAAAGCACUGUCUUUAACUAAAACAGCGAAGAGGAGGAGAUUAUUUCUGAAGGCAGAAAGGAAACAAGUGAUAGCUUCCAAAGAGACAAGAGAAGGGUCAACCUACUCUAGUGAUAUUGGUUUGUGUUCUGGUGAUGACAAUGAGACCAUUCCAGCUCCUUUGACCCAGCCCCUGAAACAGCCUCUACAGGUUUCUAAGGAGAAUCCUUUGAUCUUUUUUGACCUUGAAUCAACAGGACUGGCAAGAAAUUCUCAUAUCACACAAAUGGCAGCUGUGUUUGAAGAGGAAGUUUUCUCAGAAUAUGUCACGCCAGAGGUACCUAUCACACAAAAAGCUACAGAAGUCACGGGAAUUACAUUUUCAGCAGGGAAAAUGUUUUGUAGAAAUGUUGAAGUUAAUGCUCUCAAACUCACUGCUGCUGUUGAUUCCAUUCUGGAUUUUUUCUCAAAGUUUCAGUCUAAGGUAGUUUUGAUUGGUCACAAUGUUAAAUCAUUUGAUUGCCAUUUAUUUUUAAAUGCUGUUGAGGCUUGUGGGAAAACAGAUGAGUUUUCAAAAUGCAUUGCUGGAUUUAUAGAUACAAAGUUACUCUUCAGAAUUUUUGACUCAGAAUUGAAAUCGUACUCACAGAGUGAACUUUUCAAGUACUAUCUUUCGUUAGAUUACAGUGCUCAUAAUGCUCUGGAUGAUGUGAGGGCAUUACAGAAACUUGUAAAUUCUGUUGGAAUUGAUGUAACCAGUUCCUUGUAUUCAGCUGCUUCUUUUACAUUUUCAAAUGCUGUUGAAAACUUGAAGUACAGUUCUGAGGUUCAUAAAAAUGCACCCUCUUUAGAACAUUUAGUUAGGGAGAAGAUUUUAAGCAAGAGCAUGGCCAACAAAAUUGCAGGUAGUGGGUUAAACUUUAGGUUUUUGCAAAUGGCCUACACUAGAAACCCUCAGGAUGGUAUUCUGAAUUUACUUUCAGAACAAGUAUUAGACACUAAUCAUGUUCGAGUUACGAAGUCUCAAAAAGUAAUUUCAUGCUUGAACAAGUAUUUUGCUUCCAAAUGUGAAAGUUAGACUUCUAAAAAUUGAUACAAUUUUCAAAGGAUUGUCAUUUCUAUUGUUUUCACUAUAUGCAAAUAUAGACCAUAUACAUCGUAGCACAAUAUUUGAACCAAAAUAAGUGUUAUGUAGUACUGAAUGAUAUAUUUUGUGCAUUAAUUUGAUUGCCAUUGAAGAUUUUGAAGUAAUUGAAUAUUAGUUUUUUGCCCUGUCCAUCUGUUUGUCUUUCCACAGUCUGUCUGUCCACAAAAACUUUAACCUUGCCCGUAAGUUUUGAUUGGUUGGAACUAUGGCAUUCAUAUUUCAUAUGUGUAUUUCUUGUGACAAGACUUUCUUUUGGAACCAACAUAUUUGAUCUCUUGUCUUCUCACAAGGAAUACACAUGUGAAAUAUGAAUGACGGACUGACGGACAACAAUACACUGUCCCAAGUCUUCGGUUAUGAGGACUAAAAAUGUCCAGACAACAUAACUUUCUAUAAUUAUAUUUUGUAGUGGGUCAUAGACUAUACUGUCAUCUACGAACGAGGGGUAUUUACUUAUAUUUUCUGGGUAUCAUCUGUCUAUGUGGUUGCAGUGAACUACGGAAAGAUUGCAAGGGCGGAAAUACACUUUCAAACUCUAUAGGAACUGGUUGCGCAAUUUGAAUACAAAUAGGGCUAUUGACUGCAGCAUGCGCUUGCAUGGAUUUGGUGCUUUAGAUAUAUCAAUCCUCAUCUUGCAAGAACUUAAAUCAUAUUAAUCAGGCAAUGCUUUAAAAAUCAUUACAGAAAUUUAAAAUCGGACAUAUCAGAAAAUCUACAUGGGGCACAAGAUUUUGCCAGUGAUCGAAGGCCCAGAUGAGUUAUCCAUUAGCGAUAAGGUUUAAUUCAGGAAAUUGACAACAGAGAAGUAUGUCUUCAUCUUCCUAAUGUCCCCCAUCUUCAAACUGUCAGUUUCUCGGAUUGAAGGUCUUUGCUCUUAAAUACAGAGCAGUUUGUGAAUAAGCUAGAGAGCAUUUGGUUUUUCCUGCGGAUUCGCCUUUCAAAGAGACUUAAACUUUCACUAUAAGUUGCCAUAUAAGCCGGGGCAUCAGUGUUUCACAUACAUAUCUUGUUUACAAUAUAUAUACAUGUAGGAUCAUACUGAGAAGAGAGUUUAAUUUCAGGUGCUGAACAAUAUACUGUAUAUACUUAUUAUAAAAUUGCAUAUAUUAAGUAUGUUUUUAUAAAUGUAAAAACUUUAAGUAUGUUCA
This is a messenger RNA of Saccostrea echinata, 3931 nucleotides long. RefSeq lists its product as uncharacterized. Gene Ontology annotation, cellular component: cytoplasm. The transcript has 9 exons. Bases 18 to 2714 code for a protein of 898 amino acids. The record is from RefSeq and is a predicted model, not a curated record. Gene Ontology annotation, molecular function: 3'-5'-DNA exonuclease activity; nucleic acid binding. Lineage: Eukaryota; Metazoa; Mollusca; Bivalvia; Ostreida; Ostreidae. Gene Ontology annotation, biological process: DNA catabolic process.